CGACUGAGGGUUCGGAUACAACAUGGCUGCCGCUGUGGACUGUCAGCAGUAAGAGGAGCUGUUUUUAAACUUGUUGGAAUUCGGUGUAAGGCAGAGGACAGACUCUGAGCUCUCCGUCUCGGGUGCCGCCAUGGCUCGGUGCGCUCAGUCCGUUCAGGAGUUCAUCCAGGACUCGUUCGUGCCCAUGGUGGCGGUGCUGUGCAGCGACGACGCCGAGAGACUGACCCGCAAAAACAGUCUGAGUUUCCCGGAGCUACUGCGGCCUUUCUGCAGGCUGACCUCGGAAGGUCACCUGCGUGACCCCAAUAACCAGAUCGUGGUGGUAAAGGGGCUGAGGAUCAGUGUGACAGGAGUGAACGCUCGGCCAGCGCACCCCGCCGAGCUGCAACGACUCCUGAGCCAGGCCGUGUCAGCCUGCCAGCCUCCAGAUGGACCUGCUGCUAAUGUUAUCACCGCUGGAGACUACGACCUCAACAUCAGCGACCGCUCGGUCAAAGCUAGCGUUCCCUGGUACUCUGACUGGAGAGAAACGUUCACCCACCUCAGCUCCACCAAAUACUACACAGCAACAACACCAUGGUUUGAAGCGUACAGGGAGAGUUUUCUACAGUCCAUGCCUGCUUCGGAUCACGAGUUCCUCAAUCACUAUGUGGCCUGUAUGUUGGUGGUGUCAUCUAAUGAACCCACUCCCACUGAGCAGUUUCAGAAGCUGUCUCAGGAGCAGCACAGGAUCCAGCACAGCGGAGAGUACACCUACCCCAAAUGGUUCAUCCCCAACACCCUUAAAUACUACGUCCUGCUUCAUGACAUCAGUGAUGGAGACGAAAAAAGGGCUGACUCUAUAUAUGAGGACAUGAAGCAGAGGUACGGUACUCAGUGCUGUUACUUAUUAAAGAUCAACUCUGGAACAGGUGCUGCUGGGCCAGAUGAGCAAAUGCCAGACCCCUGGAGUCAAUACCUACAGAAGAACCACAUUUACAGCUCUGAGCAGUAUGAGGAACCUGUGGUGAAUAAUGUCGGGGAGAAUAACAUUAACUCAGAAGUGGAUGGACUUGACAGCACAGAUGCAGUCACGAAUUCCCAUCCCCUGAAACUGGACCAGACAGCUGACCCAGGUUAUCCAUGCAACUCUCGCGAAGCUGUGAACAGUGUAGACAUGGAACUAUCGAGGUCACAGAAACAGACCCCUACAACAUCCCAGGCUCACGGUGCCUGCCUGACCCUCAAUGAUCAUGACCGCAUUCGGCAGUUUAUCCAGGAGUUCACCUUCAGAGGAUUACUGCCACACAUUGAGAAAAACAUCCGGCAGCUCAAUGACCAGUUGGUGUCAAGAAAAGGGUUGAGUAGAUCUCUAUUCUCAGCUACGAAGAAGUGGUUUGGAAGCAGCAAGGUUCCGGAAAAGAGCAUUGCUGAACUGAAAAAUACCACAGGACUGCUAUACCCCCCAGAAGCCCCUGAGCUGCAAAUUAGAAAGAUGGCUGACCUGUGCUUUCUGGUUCAGCACUAUGAGCUGGCUUACAACUGCUAUCACACCGCCAAGAAGGACUUCCUUUCUGACCAGGCUAUGCUUUAUGCUGCUGGAUCACUGGAGAUGGCUGCUGUAUCUGCAUUUCUGCAGAAUGGAGCCCCUAGGCCAUACCCUGCCCACUACAUGGAGACAGCCAUCCAGACAUAUCGAGAUGCCUGCAAAAACAUGGUCCUGGCUGAGCGCUGUGCUCUGUUAAGUGCUGAGGUGCUGAAAAGUCAGGGGAAAUACUCCGAAGCUGCAGCUCUCCUCAUCAAGAUGACCAGUGAGGACUCUGAUCUGCGGAGUGCGCUCUUAUUGGAGCAGGCAGCUCACUGCUUUAUUAAUAUGCGCAGCCCCAUGGUGAGGAAAUUUGCCUUCCACAUGAUCCUGUCAGGCCAUCGUUACAGCAAAGCCGGACAGAGGAGACAUGCAUUGCGGUGUUACUGCCAGGCCAUGCAGGUAUAUAAGGGAAAGGGCUGGACUCUUGCUGAAGAUCACAUCAACUUCACCAUUGGCCGGCAAUCCUUCACUCUGCGCCAGCCCGAAAACGCUAUAUCUGCCUUCCGACACAUUCUCAUUGGUGACAGCAAGCAGUCCGCCACACAGCAGAGCGCCUUCCUCAGGGAGUACCUUUAUGUGUACGGGAGUGCGAGUCAGCCGUCCAACGAGAGCUCUCUGCCUCAACUGCCUCUGCCCUGCUUACUCUGUACCCAGACACGUGUGUUCUUUGGACAUGACCCCAGACUUGCAGAGGGGGAGAAGCAAGCAGCUACCCACGUGUGGCUGGAUCAGGAAUAUGACCGGGAGCAGUCACAGCUGUGGGUGGAGUUGGAAGAGCAAGUGGUGGCUGUGGUCAACAGGGGCAGCGUGCCCAUCAGCUUCCAGCCAACGCAGUACUGCCUCAGCAGCCACACCGAUAACCUGCGCCACCCCCUCGCCGUAGUGGAAGAGCCCGUUAUCGUGGAGGUGGUGUUCAGAAAUCCUCUAAAGGUUGCACUGGCUUUGUCAGACCUGUCUGUACUGUGGAAGUUCACACCGAAGGACUUCUCUGGGCCUCAAGGAGGCGCAGCUGGUGAAACCAUUUCUAAUGAAAAGGAGGCAACAACAAGCAAAGUUACAGCACUCAAUGACCUUAUCAGCACUGAAGUCAUUCCAGAGUUCACUAUGAGUCCUGAAGAAACCAAAGUGGCUCGGCUGAAGUUGCUUCCUCAUAAAACAGGAGAGCUGCAUGUACUCGGUGUGGUCUACAACCUGAGCACUGGUGAGGACGACAACAUCCCCGGGGAAGCAGCCAGUCGUUCGAUGUGUGUCCGUGGGAGGCAGGAUCUGGAAAUCCAGGGCCCGAGACUGAACAUGACCAAAGAGGAGAAGACCUCUGUCCGGCACGGAUCAGACCGUCGGCUUGAACCUAUCAUCACUUCUCCAAUGCCUCUGCUGGAGGUGUUUUUCAUUAACUUCCCCACCGGGUUGCUGUGCGGCGAGAUCAGAAAAGCAUGGGUGGAGUUCGUCAACGUGAGUGGCGUUCCCCUCACUGGCUUGCGGGUGGUGUCCACUCAUCCAGAGUUCUUCACGUUCGGGAGUGCAACCUCUGACCUCACACCAGUGACCCCAACUGCUGCUGAACACUGCUCCGCCUACAAGACAAUGGUCACGUCUCAGUCUGUGGCUGCAGUGACACUGGUGUCUCCUUCAUCGUUUGGCGUGACUGGGGAUGAUCGGCCCACAGUAGCUGAGAUUUCCUUAACAGGGGGAGUUCUAGGUCCGGGUGAGGCACUGCAGAUACCUCUGUGGCUCAGAGGACCUGACCGAGAGGGUGUCCACGAGAUCCACUUCCUGUUUUAUUAUGAGAGUGUGGAGAAAAACGCAAAACUCAGUCACCGGGUGCUGCGGCACACAGCCUUCAUCUGUGCAAGUCGUUCCCUGAGUGCCAGAGUGACGGCGUGUCGCAGUAACACACUGCCAGGCAAAGUCAAGAGAGAGGAAAACGAGGAGGAGCGCUGCGGAAGCAUGCUGGUGUUUGUGGACGUGGAAAACAUCAACACUAGUGAAGCCGGCGUCCGCGAGUUCCACAUAGUGCAGGUGUCCAGCAGCAGCAGACAGUGGAGGCUACACAAGUGCAUCAAUCCAGCUGGAGACAAAGACUCUAAGCUUGGCAGCAGAGAGAGGGGGAAGUUGUGCUUCAGGGCGACUAGAUGCAGAACACAGGAAGCUACCUCAGUAGAGAAGUAUACAUUUGCUGACCUAAACCUUGGCAAUGAACAGAUCGUUAGUUCUAUGACUCCAUGUGCAGACUUCUUUUUUCGGAGGGGUCCGCCCCCUGAGCCCCGGAAAGGAGGCGUAUGUCCAGGUGGAUCCACGAACAUGAGGAGGCAGAGCCUCACACCUGCCGGCUGGACGGAUGACAGCAUUACGAGUGUCAUUCGGAAAUGCAGUGAAGUGGAGCUCGACAUCAUCGUGCUUUGGAAGGCGUAUGUUGUGGAGGACAACAAGCAGCUUAUUCUAGAAGGACAACUCCAUGUUGCUUUGCAAUCCAUUGGCAAGGAGGCAUGUUCACUUGCACAGAAAGAGGAAACACAGGAGAUGGUGCUGUUAAAGUUCAAGCCUGAUCCUCCACCUCCUAUCAGCAAACCCUCCCUGGAACAGCUUUCUCAUCUCAUCAAGACCUGUCUGCACUACCCCGAGUCCUAUGACCACCCCUUUCCACAGAAAAGCUUGUGCAUGGUACCAGUUACUUUGACUCUGUCGAACUGUUCCUUGGCUCAGGUGGAUGUCAUUAUUGACCUGCGCCAGAAAACAACAAGCCCCGAGUCACUAGAGGUGCAUGGUGCGUUUACAUGGCUGGGGCAGACCCAGUACAAGCUGCAGCUACGGGCACAGGAAGUGCACCAGCUCUCGCUGAAGGCCUGCUUCUUCCAGGGAGGCGUUUAUAAUUUGGGAACUCCGCGGGUCUUCGCCAAGCUUGCAGAGUCAGGCACAAUGUGUGAAACCAGCCAGCAGAGCGCAAUGCCGGCUCUCAUCAUCAUUAACAGCGUGUGAGCCAGUCAUCGGUGCAGGUCUGCUGCUGCUCCACCUCAGCUCGGCACCAUCCAGCGACAAUUCUCUUUUAAACUGCGGCAGUUUUCUACUCCUUGUUUAAGAAGAACUCAAAAACUACAUUUGGAGGGACAACAGAAUACAGAGGUUAAACAUUAAAUGCAGUCCUGCAUCUGACAUUAUCGUAAUCUCUGGAGAGAUGAUAAAGACCAACAUAUCUAUAGGUGAUUUUGUCUUAAACACAAAAAUAUGGAUUUGAAACAUAAGAUUUUUUUUUUCCGUGUUUCCCAAGAAAAUUUCUCAUAUCAGCUUUUUUUUUAUUUUAUGAAGUCAAUUUUAUUUACCCAAAUCAACACUUAAGUCUAAACCUGUAAGAGUUUGAUUGUGCGCGUGCAUGGGUGUUGUUAAAUAAAAGGGUGUCCAGUCUUGCCUCCUGCCAGUGUUUCAGGCACAAUGCUUUAUUUCUGCAGUAACAAAGACUUUGCUCCAUGUGGAAUCUUGAAGCUGCAUAAUUAAAUAUAUAACCUGCUGCAGGACCUGUUUUCUCUGCCUAACAGACCGUGACACAUUUCAUAUUCAGUGAGCAGACUGUACAAGCUUUUAAAGCCAGUGACGUGCCAAUGGCAUCUGGAAGACCCAACAAGAAAGCUGUGGCACGUGUAGGCCUCUGCAGUACUGUCACAUCCUGUGGAAUACUGUGUGCGCGCAUGUGUGUGUAUGAAUUGGCUGGACUGGGCUGAUUUCACAGAAAAUGUCAUUUUCUUUUCUUUUCCAAUCAGUUAUUUUCACCCUAUUUCCGCCUGUCUCACCCUUAUUAAACUGUUAUUUAAUGUAUCUAUGUGAUUGCUUUUCAGAUAAAAAUGAUGUAUUAUAUUUAUAACAAACAAAUGACUGUAAAUAGAAUAAAAUGUAACCAAAU
Messenger RNA from Clarias gariepinus (North African catfish), 5459 nucleotides. RefSeq names its product trafficking protein particle complex subunit 8 (gene trappc8). Gene Ontology annotation, cellular component: TRAPPIII protein complex; phagophore assembly site; cytoplasmic vesicle. Bases 131 to 4543 code for a protein of 1470 amino acids. Lineage: Eukaryota; Metazoa; Chordata; Actinopteri; Siluriformes; Clariidae. Gene Ontology annotation, biological process: endoplasmic reticulum to Golgi vesicle-mediated transport; protein localization to phagophore assembly site. Gene Ontology annotation, molecular function: protein binding. The transcript is spliced from 30 exons. The record is from RefSeq and is a predicted model, not a curated record.